Ostreococcus tauri is the source of this 1179-nucleotide messenger RNA. Its product is annotated as G-protein beta WD-40 repeat. Gene Ontology annotation, cellular component: cytosol; peroxisomal matrix. Gene Ontology annotation, molecular function: protein binding. Gene Ontology annotation, biological process: protein import into peroxisome matrix. NCBI's taxonomy places the organism in Eukaryota, Viridiplantae, Chlorophyta, Mamiellophyceae, Mamiellales, Bathycoccaceae. The record is from RefSeq and is a predicted model, not a curated record. The transcript has a single exon. The coding region runs from base 1 to 1179 and encodes 392 amino acids.
AUGGAUGUAAACACGCGCGCGGUGCGCGCCUCGAGACAAGUUUGUCCGCGCGUACACAUCGCGUCCGCACACGUCGACGCGCCGCCCCGUAGCUUUGCCCGCGGGCACGAAGCGCGCUAUCGGGUCAUUGAUAUGCCUUCUAGCUCCAGAACGCACGGCUUUAACGGCUAUGCGGUGAAGUUCUCGCCGUAUUUCCCACAAAGAAUCGCAAUCGCGUCGGCGCAGAAUUUCGGCAUCAUCGGGAAUGGCGCGCAAAUCAUCGCCGACGUGGACCCGACGACGGGUUCGCUCGUAGAGAUCGCGAGAUUCCCCACCCGUGAUGGUCUGUACGACUGCGCGUGGAGCGAAGGGCACGAGAGCGUGCUGGUUUCGGCGUGCGGAGACGGGAGCGUCAAGGCGUGGGACGUCGGCGGAGGACCGAGCGCGAAUCCGUUGAGGAGCUUUCACGAGCACACGCACGAGGUGUAUGGGGUGUCGUGGAACGUUGCGGGUGGGAGAGAUUCGUUCUUAAGCGCGUCGUGGGACGAUAAGAUCAAGCUAUGGACGCUGGAUCGACCGGAGAGCAUUCGGACGUUCGCGGAGCACGCGUAUUGCGUCUACGCGGCUGAGUGGAGUCCGCAUCAUGCGGACAUAUUCGCGAGCGCUUCGGGGGAUUGCCUGUUGAAAAUUUGGGACGUUCGACAGCCGCAUGCGACGCUGAGCGUCCCCGUGCACGAUUACGAGGCUCUGUGCUGCGAUUGGAACAAGUGGAACGACAGCGUCAUCGCCACUGGGAGCGUGGACAAGACUGUGAAGUUGUGGGACAUUCGGAAUCCGUCUCGAGAGCUUCGCACACUCGUCGGGCAUGAGUACGCCGUGCGGCGGGUGAAGUGCUCGCCGCAUUCGGAGAGCAUCGUGUACACAUGCUCGUACGAUAUGUCCGUGGCGAUGUGGGACACAAAGGCUCCCGGCGAGCCGUUGUUAAAUCGCUGGACGCAUCACACGGAGUUUGCCGUUGGUUUGGACACGUCGUGUCUUAUCGACGGUCUGAUCGCAUCGUGCGGGUGGGACGAAAUGGUACACGCGUGGAACACAAUCGAUGGGUCCCCUCCGCCCGCGCCCGGGAUCCGCCCUCCGGUGGGCGCGCCCAUGGCGCCUCCGUCUUCGAUGGGCGCGCAGCCUCACGUGCCGGUGAGAUGA